UUUUUCUUCCUGCCCUGGAGACCAAGAAGGCCUUCACUACCUUCUCCCCAGGCAGUGCCUUCCUCCUGGUCCAUGGGGGCAGUUGUGGCCAAAUUGCUCCUGCCUACCCUCAGCAGCCUGGCCUUCCUGCCCACAGUGAGCAUCGCUGCCAAGAGGCAGUUUUACAUGGAGGCCAUGGUCUACCUCUUCACCAUGUUCUUUGUGGCGUUCUCCCAUGCCUGCGAUGGGCCUGGCUUGUCCAUGCUGUGUUUCAUGCGCCGUGACAUCCUGGAGUACUUCAGCAUCUAUGGGACGGCCCUGAGCAUGUGGGUCUCUCUAAUGGCACUGGCCGAUUUUGAUGAACCCCAGAGGUCAACCUUCACGAUGCUCGGUGUGCUUACCAUCGCGGUUCGGACUUUCCAUGACCGCUGGGGCUAUGGGGUGUACUCGGGCCCCAUAGGCACAGCCAUCCUCAUCAUUGCUAUGAAGUGGCUGAAGAAGAUGAAGGAGAAGAAGGGCCUGUACCCUGACAAGAGCAUCUACACUCAGCAGAUAGGCCCCGGCCUCUGUUUUGGGGCACUGGCCCUGAUGCUUCGCUUCUUCUUUGAGGAAUGGGAUUACACCUAUGUCCACAGCUUCUACCACUGUGCCCUGGCCAUGUCCUUCGUCCUGCUGCUGCCCAAGGUCAACAAGAAGGCUGGGAACUCGGGGCCCCCCGCCAAGCUGACCUUCUCCACCCUCUGCUGCGCCUGCGUCUGACCACAGCCCCGUUCUAGGCCCCUGCCCUCCUGUCUGGCGGCCCCACCAUCUCUCCCAAGAUACCUUCUCUGCUUCCCCAAGUGGUGUGUCAGUGAGAAAUGGUCUCUUCUGCACCCCAAGAGACCAGCAGACCUGCUACACUCUGCUAAACGAUGCUUAGGGACCCACUAGCUUCACGUUCACCAGUUGCAGAAGGAAAAAAAAAAGAAUUUUCUCCUCUAAGACUUCAUAACCAUAGGUGUGCCUGGCAGAGCUCUAGACCAGAAGAUACUGGCCACAAGUCCCAGCCCAGCAGUGUGCACAACAGGGGUGAUCUAGUUCCUAAGUCCUGCCUGCCUGGAUUGUCUGCUUUCUCUAGAAAACUGGUAUUGCCACUUCUGCCCCCUGCCCAGGCUCUGAAAGUCCCCCUCCCCCAUUUAGGAAGCUGGAGCCAGUGAAACCAGCUUUGGCCUGGACCCAAGCUUGCAUGCCCCUGUCUGGGCCCCAUCCCUUUAGCCAGGUCUUAGAUCAAGCCAUUCAGAGUAAACUCCU
This is a messenger RNA of Peromyscus maniculatus bairdii (prairie deer mouse), 1269 nucleotides long. It is a transcript of the gene Mymk, whose product is annotated as myomaker, myoblast fusion factor. NCBI's taxonomy places the organism in Eukaryota, Metazoa, Chordata, Mammalia, Rodentia, Cricetidae. Gene Ontology annotation, cellular component: membrane. The record is from RefSeq and is a predicted model, not a curated record.